AAUUUUGGUCGCACAGCUUCCAUUCAGGCAUUUGGUUGGCCAGCUUCGGGCCCUUCCUCCUUUUCCUCAUCCCUGAGAGGCUGAUGCCAAGAUGAACGACACAGUGACAGUCAGAACCCGGAAGUUUAUGACAAACCGGCUGCUUCAGAGGAAGCAAAUGGUUGUUGAUGUCCUCCAUCCGGGCAAAGCCACAGUCCCUAAGACUGAGAUCAGGGAGAAACUGGCCAAAAUGUACAAGACCACCCCCGAUGUGGUGUUCGUCUUCGGCUUCAGGACACAGUUUGGUGGCGGCAAGACGACGGGUUUCGCCAUGGUCUACGACUCUCUCGACUACGCUAAGAAGAACGAGCCCAAGCACAGACUGGCCAGGCACGGUCUCUAUGAGAAGAAGAAGUCCUCCAGAAAACAGCGCAAGGAACGCAAGAACAGAAUGAAGAAAGUACGAGGCACCAAGAAAGCCAGUGUGGGUGCUGCUGGCAAAAAGGUAACUUGGCUGUUCCCCCUAUGGUGCAUUCCUCUUGUUCAAGUAUGGGUGCGUCUCAAUAGUCACAAUUUUACACAAGCUGCUUUUGUUGUCCUUCCUCUGCUUUGAUUUGAAAACGCCGUG
Messenger RNA from Salvelinus sp. IW2-2015, 607 nucleotides. RefSeq names its product ribosomal protein S24 (gene rps24). Gene Ontology annotation, cellular component: ribosome. Gene Ontology annotation, biological process: translation. The record is from RefSeq and is a predicted model, not a curated record. Gene Ontology annotation, molecular function: structural constituent of ribosome. Lineage: Eukaryota; Metazoa; Chordata; Actinopteri; Salmoniformes; Salmonidae.